Messenger RNA from Brugia malayi, 900 nucleotides. RefSeq lists its product as uncharacterized. Gene Ontology annotation, cellular component: endoplasmic reticulum; dehydrodolichyl diphosphate synthase complex. The transcript has 7 exons. Gene Ontology annotation, molecular function: ditrans,polycis-polyprenyl diphosphate synthase [(2E,6E)-farnesyl diphosphate specific] activity. The record is from RefSeq and is a predicted model, not a curated record. The coding region runs from base 1 to 900 and encodes 299 amino acids. Gene Ontology annotation, biological process: polyprenol biosynthetic process. Lineage: Eukaryota; Metazoa; Nematoda; Chromadorea; Rhabditida; Onchocercidae.
AUGUGGUUUGAUUUGAAUGUGAACGAAAAAAAAACUUGGUGGCAUAGUUUGGCAAAAUAUUUUCUUACGCUUGGUCCGAUUCCGGAACAUAUUGCUUUCAUUAUGGACGGUAAUCGACGAUAUGCUCGCAGACAACGGUAUUCGUCGUUUGCCGAAGGUCAUCGCAAGGGUUUUGAUAAGUUAACAAAAGUAAUGCAGUGGUGUCGAGAAUUUGGUGUAAAAGAAGUGACCGUGUAUGCGCUUAGUUUAGAAAAUUUUAAGCGAAGCAGAACUGAAGUUGACGACUUGAUGACAUUAUUCGAGCAUAAACUUUUACAGCUUCUUGAUGAAAGAGAUAAACUUACUGAAAAUGGUAUUCGUAUUCAAUUUUUUGGUAAUUUAAAGCAUCUUCCUCGAAAACUUCAACAAUACAUGGCGAAAAUUGAAUUAUUAACGAGGGAACACAAUAGUGGCACAGUGAAUGUAUGCAUUGCUUAUACGUCGCAGGAUGAGCUGAGAAGAGCUUUUGUUACAAUAGCUCAUGGCAUACAAAAAGGGUUGUUGACAACAACUGAUAUAAACGAAUGUUUGAUAUCACGAUGCCUUGAUAGUCGUUUUUCGAGAGAUCCAGAUCUGCUGAUUAGAACAAGUGGAGAGACACGUUUGAGUGAUUUCUUACUAUGGCAGUGUUCAAAAUGUCAAAUCUAUUUUGAUGGAGUGCUGUGGCCAAACUUUGACUACUGGAACCUAUGUAAGGCAAUAUAUUUUUAUCAACAAAGUCAGAUACCCUUAAAGCGGCUAAAUGAAAACUGUUUGAUGGAACAGAAACCAAUAGAUAAUGAAAAUGUAUUGGAGUUCCUCCGCUGGGCUGAUGAAGAACGUUUGGAAGACUUACGACAAAUGUCUGAGGCAAUAUGCUGA